Messenger RNA from Racocetra persica, 374 nucleotides. The record is from the annotation of a GenBank genome assembly. NCBI's taxonomy places the organism in Eukaryota, Fungi, Glomeromycota, Glomeromycetes, Diversisporales, Gigasporaceae.
UACACAAGCUCAAACUCUAAAACGAUAUUUGCGAAAAGAUUAUUCUACGAAACUUACUAUUAAUCCAUUAGGCCAAGCUGUUCAUAACCCUUGUAUAAGUCAUUGUCUACAACAUGCAUUUGGAAAUUGCAAUUUAGUUCACCCAGAAAUAUGCGAGGAUUGUGAAAAGCUAUUUACUUUUUUUGAUGAAAUAAAAACCAACACACCCCUUGAAAUUCAUGAACUUUUAAAUGAGUAUCAAACUAAACUUUUAACACACACUAUAAAACGAUGUGUAAAAAUGGGUCACGAUAUUGAAUCGGGUGAGGAAAUACAAGAGGCAAUAAAAGACUUGGCAGGCACUCACGUUGCUAAUAUCAUGCCUAAUCGCGAAG